AUGGCGUCCAGCUAUGCCCACGCCAUGGAGAGGCAGGCCCUGCUGCCCGCCCGCCUCGACGGCCCCGCCGGCCUGGACAAUUUACAAGCCAAGAAGAACUUCUCCGUGAGUCACCUGCUAGACCUGGAGGAGGCAGGAGACAUGGUGGCCGCCCAAGCGGAGGAGGGCGGCGGAGAGCCCGGCCGGAGCUUGUUGGAGUCCCCUGGGCUGACCAGCGGCAGUGACACCCCGCAGCAGGACAAUGAUCAGCUGAACUCAGAGGAGAAGAAGAAAAGAAAGCAGAGGAGGAACAGGACUACCUUCAACAGCAGUCAGCUCCAGGCAUUAGAGAGGGUCUUUGAGAGGACACACUACCCUGAUGCCUUUGUACGGGAAGACCUUGCACGCAGAGUCAACCUCACCGAAGCCAGAGUCCAGGUGUGGUUCCAGAACCGGAGAGCCAAGUUCCGCCGGAACGAGAGGGCGAUGCUGGCCAGCAAGAACGCCUCUCUGCUCAAAUCCUACUCAGGGGACGUGACCGCCGUGGAGCAGCCCAUAGUACCUCGCCCAGCUCCGAGACCCACCGACUAUCUCUCCUGGGGUACUGCCUCGCCUUACAGCGCCAUGGCCACCUACUCUGCCACGUGUACCAACGCCAGCCCAGCACAGGGCAUGAACAUGGCCAACAGUAUUGCCAACCUGAGACUGAAGGCAAAGGAAUAUAGUUUACAGAGGAAUCAAGUGCCCACAGUCAAUUAA
This is a messenger RNA of Indicator indicator, 738 nucleotides long. RefSeq names its product paired related homeobox 1 (gene PRRX1). Gene Ontology annotation, molecular function: DNA binding; DNA-binding transcription factor activity, RNA polymerase II-specific. The record is from RefSeq and is a predicted model, not a curated record. The coding region runs from base 1 to 738 and encodes 245 amino acids. NCBI's taxonomy places the organism in Eukaryota, Metazoa, Chordata, Aves, Piciformes, Indicatoridae. The transcript has 4 exons. Gene Ontology annotation, biological process: regulation of DNA-templated transcription.